Molecule: messenger RNA, 2775 nt
Organism: Mycena indigotica
Lineage: Eukaryota; Fungi; Basidiomycota; Agaricomycetes; Agaricales; Mycenaceae
Exons: 7
Coding region: 1-2775 (924 amino acids)
Molecular function (GO): protein heterodimerization activity
Source: RefSeq, a predicted model, not a curated record
AUGACCGCCCCGGAGGUUACGGGCCCACAAUAUAUCUCCUCACACUCUGCCGACGUCAUACUCAGCGACAUCCGGCCCAUUAAGCUGAAAGUGGAUGGUCUCCGCUCCAUCAAUGUCCUUCUUGACGAAUUCCUCUUCAACAUUCUCAAUACUGCCCGGUCGCUUUCGACGGACAAGCUGCGCGCGAGCCUGUUAAGCAUUCUCCCGACCAGCUUGGGCAAGGAAGCAUUACUCGAAGCGGAGGUCGAGCUACGAGCAUAUUGGGAAAGAACUCCCCGGCCAGGCCCGGGUGAAAGAGAGGACGAUGGCACAACGUUUAAUCUACAGUGGGCUUUCGAGCUACUCCGGCUCAAGUGCGAGGCAUAUUGCACAUUAAACGAGUCUGAUGAAGACUCCACUGCUGUCUCAAAACUCCAGGAACGGAUGUCGCAGCUAGGCGGGACUACUCCUCCAGCAUCCACACUCAUUGCCCCGGCUUCCCUAUAUCUGACGGCUAUUCUUGAAUCCGUAUGCGAACACAUCUUGUCCAAUGUUGGGAGGGUGGCCGCCCGCGAUAGCAGUCGUACGAGUGCUACAGUGCAAGAUGUGUUCGUUGCUCUAUGCGAGGACCACUCGAUCUACGAGCUCUUCAAGUCGAUGCGAGUUUAUCAACAGAUAGAACAACUAACGCAAACACCGAAGCCACGUCGCAGCAAGUCCUUCUCACGGAACGAGCGGUCAUCGCUGUCGCGCAACUCGCCGUCAAAUCAGGAGUUGGUGUCGUCAACAACUUCUGGCAGGGAGUCCUCGACCGGCCAUCGCUCCCGAAACUCCACUGAUAUCACCCCUACCACCACCAUGUCCCCCUCAGUUUCCUCCAACUCGCGCUCGUCCUUUGACAAGGCACGCAAGAAGUUCACUCGAAGCUCAAAUUCCAACGAAGAUGGGACGACCAACGGGCAUAAGCGAUCAGACUCGGUGUUGAGCGAAGACACGAAACAGACGUUGGCAGCGUACAAUUCUAACUCUGAUAGCCCUGAAGACUCUGCACUGGAGAAAGAGUUUGACAAUCUCAUGCGGUCUGGGUCGACAAUGAAAGUUUCGCUUACACCGGAUCGGCUAAAGACGAUGGAGGUAUACAAGCAAGAAAAAGGGAAAGGUGCUCGGCGCCCUGCCCCUGUGGAUACCAGCGCCUCGGUCGGCCCAUCAACAGUCAGCACGACUGCAACCCCUCGGGCGAAUGGCAGGAGGCCGUCGAUCCGACCUAAUGCGAUUGAAGAGGAUGAAGAGGAGGCUUCACAGCCGAAAUCAACUCCCACGCGCAAGAAUAAUAAUCCCUCUUCUUCUGCUCCCACUUCCAUCACCUCUCCGCCUCGCAAGUCGUCCAAAGCGACUCUUGCUGAGCCAAUGCCUGCGCCAACCCCUCAACGUCGACAGCCUGGAGGUGGAGGGCCUCGAGGGUUUGACACGGACUCAGGCUUCCCAGCCAAAACACGUCGAAUUCAGAAAAACCGCGAGUCCCUAGACUUGGACGACGUCAUGGCUGGCUCUGACGAUGAACUCGACGAUACUUCUGCUCCACCACUCCCACAAACACCAGCCAAGAGUAUGUCGGCAACGCCAUCAUCAACCCCUGGCAGGAUGCGAAGCCCAUCUGCCGUCUCCAAAUCAACCAGAGAGUUGAUGGACUUCCUCAAUGAGGGGCCUCCCGACGAGCCCCCCCGCACCCACAAACUAUCUGCUGCUGGGCGAGACAUGGUCGAGUUCUUGAAUCAAGGGCCACCCGAUUUUAGCAACGGCAUUACGUCAAGCAACGGGAUCAGCAGUGUAGAGAACGGGAAGAAGGGGUCGGGCAGGCUGCAACGAAUGAUGAGCAAACUGUCGAUGAGUACCUCGGAGCGGGGUAGAAGUCAGCCGUCAGAGGAUUUCGGGAGGAAGGCAAUGUCGCCAACGACACCGAUACGCACCACGGGACCAGGCCUGGCGCAUCAGACUUCCUACGGAAAUCUCGCCAAUCGACCCAUUCCCCCUCGGCCUCCACCAGUCCAGCCAAUUUCGCCACCCGCGAGCGAAGGGGAGGAUGAGUUCAAUUCCGUUCGGGCGAGAAAACAAUCCGCACCAACAACACCCAGGAGGGAGAAUGGGACUACUCCAAUUAAGACGAACGGAUACACCUCUGGCGGGGAGGACUUCAGGACACGGAAGCCUUCUGUAGCCGGUCAGAGCCAGUCUCUCCGUGUUGUCCAGCCGAAUCAAGCCCCGCCUCCCAAAGCUUCGCCCACUUCCCCUGCUCCUCGCCAGCCACUCCCUGCCCCACCUGUCGCCCCUAUCCCUAUUGUUGCAGAAGACCAUGCGCACGAUAUGCGACGCAUGUUGGCUGCUGCUACCAAUGCGGACGAGUGCCGGUUGAUUGUCGAGAUGUUCCUCUCCAAAUCCGGUGUCAAGAGUCCUGCGACCUCUCCAACCGACGCCUACCCGUCACCUUCUGCCUCUGACUCGCUACACCAGCAACAACUAAAUUCGCUGGCGCCGAGCCCGGACGGGUUGAUGGAGCUGGCGUUGGUCGAACUGUUUUUGGGUGGAGAACGGCUUGAGGGAAGCAUUACCAAGCCGAUUGUCUCUGCUUCGUCGCAACAGAUUGCUCCUCGAAAACCCCUUCGCUCGAAAAAACGGCCCGACGGGCCCGCCUCGAGCUCGCCGCUGCCCGCCACCCCCACCACCCCCGUUUACACAUCGCCCUCUGCUGCGCCAUAUACCCCCGCCGGCCAUGGCGUGGUCGCUGAGGUCGGCGCUUAA